AUGACAAUGGCCAAACUCCAUCGUGCACUGCACCUUCUGCCGUUAGGGUCAGGACCGGGACCUAACAUGACACAUGGUGAGGGCCUUGGCGGUGCCGGCCACCCCAUCGUGGUACCAAGGUCCAGCACCCCGCAUUGUCGGGGGAAGCCAAGCGCCAGCAACGUUCGCCACUUGGAUAACUUCGCGGCGCCCGGCUUACGGCAUCACACAGUACCAGGACCCGCCGCGCCUUGCUGGGACACAGUAUUAUCCUUGGUCUUGGGGCGCGUGUUACCGCGCCAUCAGCAGUAUCACCCGCACCAAGUUACUGCUUAG
Messenger RNA from Trypanosoma grayi, 315 nucleotides. RefSeq lists its product as hypothetical. NCBI's taxonomy places the organism in Eukaryota, Euglenozoa, Kinetoplastea, Trypanosomatida, Trypanosomatidae. The transcript has a single exon. The record is from RefSeq and is a predicted model, not a curated record. Bases 1 to 315 code for a protein of 104 amino acids.